AUGUACCGCCUCCGCGAGGAGCGCAACAUCAGCCCGCAGACCAUGGCAAACCUCGUGUCUUCAUCGCUGUAUGAGAAGCGCUUCGGCCCAUACUUUAUCAGCCCGGUGAUUGCGGGCAUCAACCAGACUAGUGGAAAGCCGUUCAUUUGCGGGUUCGAUAGUAUUGGGUGCAUUGACUUCGCAAAAGACUUUAUUGUCAGCGGGACGGCGAGCGACCAGCUAUUUGGUACUUGUGAAGGACUGUGGGAGCCAGAUUUGGGCCCAGAAGACCUCUUCGAGACCAUCUCACAAGCGCUGCUCAACGCUGUCGACCGAGACGCACUAUCUGGCUGGGGAGCACACGUUUACAUUAUUGAGAAGGACAAGGUCACCAAGCGGUUACUCAAAGGAAGGCAGGAUUGA
Plenodomus lingam JN3 is the source of this 402-nucleotide messenger RNA. Lineage: Eukaryota; Fungi; Ascomycota; Dothideomycetes; Pleosporales; Leptosphaeriaceae. The record is from RefSeq and is a predicted model, not a curated record.